Messenger RNA from Psilocybe cubensis, 906 nucleotides. RefSeq lists its product as uncharacterized. Lineage: Eukaryota; Fungi; Basidiomycota; Agaricomycetes; Agaricales; Agrocybaceae. The record is from RefSeq and is a predicted model, not a curated record. The transcript is spliced from 6 exons. Bases 1 to 906 code for a protein of 301 amino acids.
AUGGCGGUAUCACUGGCAGAUGACAUUGAAAACAAAAUGGAAAUCCCCAACAAUAUUAUGAAGGCAAUAGACGCCGACUCGCCGUUCCAGCUCGACACGGGAGAUGCUGAAUACGCAAAUAAAUGUCUUAUACUCAAUGGCGCGAUACAGAAAAUUGGGAUGGGGAAGUACCAAUGGCGUUUGUUCAUGGUAACCGGGUUUGGAUACUUCUCUGGCAAUGCCUGGAUGGUAGCUACCAAUUUGAUACUCCCUACCAUCACACCGGAGCUCACGUCAAGCUCACGCCUCCCAUAUCUCACACUUGGCCAGAAUAUUGGAUUGCUGGUUGGCGCUGCAUUCUGGGGGGUGGCCGCUGAUAUCUGGGGACGGAAGAUAUCAUUCACCCUUACACUGCUGAUGAUAGGCAUCUUCUCUCUGUGUGGUGUAUUUUCCAAUGACUACCCAACGCUCAUCGGAUUAGGGGCGGCAUGGUCUGUUGGGGUAGGCGGCAAUUUGCCUGUCGAUUCUUCGAUCUUUCUGGGCCGAGGAAAAGACCUAGAAGCCAUUUCCGUCGUAAAAAAGGUCGGGGAGGUCAAUGGUAAAGAAGUCGAGUUGAAUGUGGAUGCCCUCGCAAGCACAGGAGAUCAUACCGACAAGGUAAAAAUCAACCAGCCACACGACACUGGUGAUCACGUAGCGAAGGAAGAAAAAUCAACUAUACUUCUGACGAAAUGUAUGCCCACGACCACAUUAGGGACAUCAAGUGCUAUAAUGUACGCCAAAUUUGCUAUCCUUGAUUGGAACCGCGUCAAGCCGCUUUUCGCCACGAAGAAGCUUGCAUAUUCCACGAGUUUGUUGAUCAUUCUUUGGGGUACGAUGUCUUUCCUGUUAUUCUGGGACACUUUGUACAUCGACUUCCCUUAUUAA